This is a messenger RNA of Pollicipes pollicipes, 1250 nucleotides long. RefSeq names its product transcription factor 21. Gene Ontology annotation, biological process: regulation of transcription by RNA polymerase II; developmental process. The transcript has 4 exons. The coding region runs from base 72 to 518 and encodes 148 amino acids. The record is from RefSeq and is a predicted model, not a curated record. Gene Ontology annotation, molecular function: protein dimerization activity; RNA polymerase II transcription regulatory region sequence-specific DNA binding; DNA-binding transcription factor activity, RNA polymerase II-specific. NCBI's taxonomy places the organism in Eukaryota, Metazoa, Arthropoda, Thecostraca, Pollicipedomorpha, Pollicipedidae.
CUGUGGGAAGAAUCGUCUUGUGGCACGUCCACGAAUCCUGCAAGUGUUGUGGACAGUACACAAAGACGAGGAUGCCACGGCGCCGCAAGUGCAGCGGCGACUCCAGCUCGUCCGUCAGCUCCUCAGGAGCGCCCGAGAAGCCGCUCCAGAGGAACGCCGCCAACGCUCGCGAGCGCACCCGCAUGAGGAUCCUCAGCAAGGCGUUCACACGACUCAAGACAACGCUGCCGUGGGUGCCCUCCGAUACGAAGCUGAGCAAGCUGGACACACUGCGACUGGCCUCCUCCUACAUCAAGCAUCUGGCGGCGCUGCUGGACGCCGACCCGGACAGCCUGGCCGACACCGUCUACCCCCAUCCGGCCCUCAUGAGCUGGCCGUACACGGCGCAGAAGGCGUGGUCCGACCAGACGGUGACGUCAUCAGGCGUGACACGAGUCCAGGAGGAGCCGUACCCGCCUGCCGAGUUCGCCUGCUACGCCGGCGGGCCGUACGACACCAACUACAACUGCCUGCGGUGAAGCGACGGCGGCGGUCGGCGCGGGCCGCUCCGCUGCCCGCGGUGGCGGCGCGGCACUUCGGGCGGCGUGGUGGCUGGACAUGCCACUGGCUGGUGACGUCACGGGCUGGUGACGUGCGGGCGCGGCGGUGGUGAGGAGGCCGCCGCCACACGCACCUGACGUGUGGAAAGUGCAUGACCGGUAUGGGGUAGAGGUGAGUUGAACAGGGUGUAAGGAAACGACUGAAUUUCUGAAGCGUUCAGUGAUUCAAGACGACUUACGAGAACGAGACAGUGUUGUCAUCGAUGCGCGCAUGUAUCGGGAUAAGCGGACGCAGACUACUCAGCCGCACUCGCGCCGCGCGCGGUCUUCUCGCGACCUUCAGAAAGUUGGUGAUAAUAUCGGUGUAGCGCUUAACUAAAGCAAGUGAUCGGUAUUACUAUCUGAGGGUGUUGGUAGCUGGCAGCUUCCUCUGCGUCCCGGCUGCGUUACUUUUGCUAUGACACCAGUUACAAUUGCCUCUGGUCAGCCUGUUGAUAUAGCCCGCUAGCACCAUGAAAUCUGAUUAUGUCCAAUUGUCUGUUGCAGUCAUGGGCGGGGCAUUUAGCAUGGUGAUUUGGUGGCGUCAUACGAACUGUCAUUGAAAUUAUCACGAUUGUAACAUUUUGCCAUGCUGCAUUUUGCCAUCUGGCAACAUAUCAUGGAUGCAUCGCCCCUUGUAUCUAUAUAUUUUAAUAAAUCGGUGUACUUUGG